UGGAGGGGCCUGUGCCCCGGGGGGCAGUCCCUGCCUGAGCAGACGCGUCCCCGCUGCGCCCUACCCCUACCAUUCUUAUUACCGGGGCUCCCGCAUUCACCGACACCGCAGCAGACUGCUCAGCCAUACCAACCUUAAGAGGAUCCAGACUGUACACGUGGGGAAGCAUGGGCUCGGAUAAGCGUGUAAGUCGCAGUGAGCGCAGUGGAAGAUAUGGGUCAGCGUUUGAUAGAGACGAACGUGAUGACAGAGUCUCCAGAAACAGACGUAGAGAAUCUAAUGAGUACAAGAGAUACCGUGACGACCGCGAUGAUCGAUACGAUGAUUACAGGGAUUAUGACAGCCCUGAUCGAGACAGAGAUCGUGAAAGGAGAAACAGCGACCGCUCAGAAGAUGGCUACCAUUCUGACAGUGAUUAUAUGGACCACGACUAUCGCAAUGACUAUUACAUGGAUGAAAAGGAGAGCAAGACCAUUAUGCUGAGAGGUCUCCCUAUAAACAUUAGUGAAAGUGAUAUUCGGGAAUUGGUGGAGUCCUUUGAAGGGCCACAGCCUGCGGACGUGAGGCUGAUGAAACGUAAAACAGGUUUAAGCCGCGGUUUCGCCUUCGUGGAGUUUUAUCACUUGCAAGAUGCUACCAGCUGGAUGGAAGCCAAUCAGAAGAAGCUGGUGAUCCAGGGGAAAACCAUCGCUAUGCAUUACAGCAAUCCCCGCCCCAAAUUCGAGGACUGGCUGUGUAACAAGUGUGGCCUCUACAACUUUCGCCGAAGACUAAAAUGCUUCCGCUGCGGGGCAGCCAAGACAGAUUCUGAUAUGGAAGCACUUUCAGGAGCCUCAGAGUCGCUGCAGUCUGCUGACUACUACAGUGACAGUGGCUAUGUAUCCUCAGCCAUAAUCCUCCGGAACAUCGGGCCACACACUGUGGUGCAUUCCAUCCUGGCUGCCCUGGCUCCAUAUGUUUCACUUGUGAUCAGCAACAUCCGGCUCAUCAAAGACAAGCAGACCCAGCAGAACAGAGGGUUCGCCUUCGUCCAGCUGCCUUCUGCACUGGAAGCCUCGCAGCUCCUGCAGAUUCUCCAGACUCUACAUCCACCUCUCAAAAUUGAUGGGAAGACAAUCGGGGUCGAUUUUGCCAAAAGUGCUAGAAAGGAUCUUGUGUUGCCGGAUGGAAACAGAGUCAGCGCAUUUUCUGUAGCAAGCACAGCCAUUGCAGCGGCUCAGUGGUCUUCUACACAGGCUCAGCAGAGCGGGGAGGGAGCAGAAUAUGGAUAUGCACAGCAAGGACAAGAAGGAUACACACAAGACAACCAGCAGUUUUAUACGCCUCAGAGUGGGGGCGCUGAACAGGGCACAGCUGCAGCAGAGGGUGCCACCCCUGCCACCGCAAGUACCAGCGCUGCAGUAGUGUGUCAGAGUCCGCAGCUCUACCAGCAACCUGGCUCUCCGACACAGCCCAGCACCAGUGCCACGUCCAGCUCCGCACCCAGCACCAGUACAAGCACCGAAGAGGCUGCUCCUCCAAAUGCCAUUAUACCGGGGGCAAAAUAUUCUGUUCCAGACACGUCCACAUAUCAAUACGAUGAGUCUUCUGGAUACUACUAUGAUCCACAAACUGGUCUUUACUACGAUCCUAAUUCCCAGUAUUACUACAACUCCCUAACGCAGCAAUACCUGUACUGGGAUGGGGAGAAGCAAACCUACCUGCCAGCUGCGGAAGGGGCAACACAGAGCGGAACUCAGGCAAAUGGUGCUACCACCAGCGGCACUAAGGAGGGAAAGGAGAAGAAAGAGAAGCCAAAAAGCAAGACAGCCCAGCAGAUUGCAAAAGAUAUGGAGCGCUGGGCAAAGAGCUUGAACAAACAAAAAGAGAACUUCAAGAACAGCUUCCAGCCCCUGAGUGCCCGUGAUGAAGAGCGGAAGGAGUCUGCAGCAGCAGAUGCCGGCUUUGCCUUGUUCGAGAAGAAGCAAGGAGCGUUGCUGGAGAGGCAGCUGUUUCCGGAGAUGAUGAUGAUGAUGGCCGCUGAGGAGGAAAAGCCUCCCAAGCGGGCACUGGUGGCAGCUUACAGUGGUGACAGUGAUAAUGAAGAGGAACCAGAGCGGCUGCAGGGAAUGGUCGAUGAGGAGAAACUAACAGACUGGAAGAAAAUGGCCUGUCUGUUGUGCCGUAGGCAGUUCCCUAACAAGGACGCUCUAACGAGACACCAGCAGCUGUCUGACUUACACAAGCAAAACCUCGAUGUGUACAGGCGAUCGAAGCUGUCUGAGCAGGAUCUGGAUGCCCUGGAGCAGCAUGAACGAGAGUCUAAGUACAGGGACCGGGCGGCAGAGAGACGGGAGAAGUACGGCAUUCCGGAGCCACCAGAGCCCAAGCGGAAGAAACAGUUUGAUCCCACUGUGGUGAACUAUGAGCAGCCCACCAAGGAUGGCAUCGACACUAGCAAUAUUGGCAACAAAAUGCUGCAAGCCAUGGGCUGGAAAGAGGGCUCCGGCCUUGGGCGAAAGAGUCAGGGAAUCACUGCCCCUAUUCAGGCCCAGGUCAGGAUGCGUGGUGCAGGGCUUGGCGCUAAAGGAAGCUCAUAUGGCGCCAACACGUCGGAUUCUUACAAGGAUGCAGUAAGGAAAGCCAUGUUUGCGCGGUUCACAGAGAUGGAAUGAGAAAACGAUGAAGAGGAAAUGCUUGAACUUUCGCCCUCUAGAGGGCAGCAACAGAACUGCAAUUUGCAGUCCAGUACCAUUGUGGCCCCUGAGGGGAAGGAACGGAGGCCCCUGUAAAUAUGUAUAAUAAGACUCUGUACAGUGUAAAUAUGUUUCUGUUUCUAUGUUAAGGUUGUGAGUUUCCUCCACUCAGUAGCGGGAGAGAUUACGUCACUCUUCUACUUGAUGAACUUUGUACAGUUUUGUUUCUCCCUUUUUCCCCAACGAAAUAAAUUUCAAAGCAAAAUCCAAA
Messenger RNA from Pseudophryne corroboree (corroboree frog), 2946 nucleotides. It is a transcript of the gene RBM5, whose product is annotated as RNA binding motif protein 5. NCBI's taxonomy places the organism in Eukaryota, Metazoa, Chordata, Amphibia, Anura, Myobatrachidae. The record is from RefSeq and is a predicted model, not a curated record. The transcript is spliced from 25 exons. The coding region runs from base 168 to 2654 and encodes 828 amino acids. Gene Ontology annotation, cellular component: nucleus. Gene Ontology annotation, molecular function: RNA binding. Gene Ontology annotation, biological process: mRNA splicing, via spliceosome.